UAGUGCUGCACUGACCUACUGUUCUUUUCUAACAUCUCUCAGUAGGCACUCUUUAGCACCAAGGAAGCGUUAUCCUCAUACAAUUUUCAAUCAUUUCCUUUGGUACAUGAUGGCAAGUGGGUUAUUCUUAUUUUGUGUUACGGCGGCUAUCUCCUACGUUUCCGCAUCUCCCCAAGUCUGCAGCAACGCCCUCAUACCUGGAGCUAAAGGAGACCAAGGUGAGAUUGGACAUGAAGGAGAUGAGGGCAGAAUGGGGAAGAAUGGACCACCAGGACAUCCAGGAGCUUCGGGAGAGGUGGGGCUUAAGGGGGACGUUGGUCACAUGGGAAAGAUGGGACCCAGUGGAGACCAAGGGGACAAAGGAGAUGCAGGAUUGGAUGGACCCUUGGGUUUGAAAGGGAAAGCAGGCACUACAUGCGACUGUGGAAGGUACAGGAGGGUGGUUGGACAGAUGGAUGUCAAUUUGGGCAAACUGAGGAACACAGUCAAGUUUGUCAAGAAUAUCAUGUUGGGCCUGACAGAAAGUGAUGAGCACUACUACUUGCUGGUGAAGGAGUCCAAAAGGUUCAAGGAGGCCUCAAUGAACUGCAAACUGAGAGGCGGUAUCCUGGCCAUGCCCAACAAUAGCAAUAGUAACCGUCUCAUCGCUGAUUAUGUCAGUCAGGCUGGACUCACGAGGGUGUACAUCGGAGUGCAGCCUAAUAACACUGACCCGCUUAUCCAUGAUGGAAGAAACAGUUCCCAAGCUGCAGAUUCCAACCCACUCAAGGACUUUAGUGCAUGGAGUCAAGAUGAGGCACUCACUUCAACCAACCACAAUGCGACCUGCGUAGAGCUGCUCAGCACAGGGACGUGGAGUCAUGUUAUGUGUGACAUGGCCAUGUUUUUCAUCUGUGAGUUUCCAAAAAGCAGGAUAAGAGGAGAAGGAGGAAGUGGAGGGACUAUCGACUCAGCAAUUUAAGUCAUUGAACAGAUUUUGAUUUCGUUUUCGGCAAGUCCGACACACUUAUUACAACUUCAUUUCAACUCAAGACUGCAACUCUCUCUCUCAUUUAUGUAUUGAUGUACACACACGCUCAGCAAUUCAACAUUCCGCAAUAGUGUUUAUGCAUUUACCGAAAUGUUUAAGAGGUUUUGCAACAACAUUUGCACGCAUCAGCAGCACAGGCACCAGCCUCUAUGGUAGACAAAAUACAAGAGAUUUCUAUUCAUUAGUCGGAAGUGUUCAAAUAUCAACAGUCCUCUGUGCUCAAGGUUAUUUUGUCUCUGUUUGAAAAUAUUUUUUUUUUGUUAGGGGGUAUAUCAAGUAUGUCCCCAGUUUGGUAUUUUCAUUUUUCUUCUUCAAAAUAGAACUCCUUCAGAGUGUGUGUGCAUUUUU
Messenger RNA from Syngnathus acus (greater pipefish), 1378 nucleotides. RefSeq names its product collectin sub-family member 10 (C-type lectin) (gene colec10). NCBI's taxonomy places the organism in Eukaryota, Metazoa, Chordata, Actinopteri, Syngnathiformes, Syngnathidae. The transcript is spliced from 7 exons. The record is from RefSeq and is a predicted model, not a curated record. Bases 107 to 961 code for a protein of 284 amino acids.